Haliotis rufescens (red abalone) is the source of this 3040-nucleotide messenger RNA. RefSeq lists its product as uncharacterized. The transcript is spliced from 12 exons. The coding region runs from base 98 to 2062 and encodes 654 amino acids. Gene Ontology annotation, molecular function: 2-oxoglutarate-dependent dioxygenase activity. NCBI's taxonomy places the organism in Eukaryota, Metazoa, Mollusca, Gastropoda, Lepetellida, Haliotidae. The record is from RefSeq and is a predicted model, not a curated record.
UUCAAAAUGGCGAAGAGCGUCUGCACCAUUUUCGAGAUUAGCACCUGUCUUGUUCUCAUGGCUUAUUUCAUGUGGUCAUUGUACUCUGCUUGGACAAAUGGCUUACUCACGACCAGUUUUGUGCUUUGGAAUCAUUGUUCUUUUAUGUCAAACUCUUGCGGCGUCGGAUAACAUACCAGAUGACAAAAAGCUAGCAGACGACACUCUUGUUGAGGAUGAGCUUGAGGCACCAAGUGGAGAGAAUGACGAAAUAUUGCCAGACUUGGAUGAAAUUGAAGGGGACAAUGAUUGGAAUCCUAAUGGAGUGCUUCUGACAGACAACCCAGCUGAUUGGCCAGGUCAUCUGAAGAGCUUUGGUUCUGAGGGCAGAUAUCGCAAUGUUGGCAUCUACAAGAACUUUCCAAAGCCAGAACUGUUUUUCAGUGACAAUGUUGCUCCAUACAUACCUUUAGUUAUGCGCAAUGCUUCAAUGACAAAUGAUGCUUUUGGACUUUGGAAAAAUGACAGCUACUUUCUUGGUUUGCCUCAAGCGAUCACAUACAAAAUGCCUCUUACCCCUACAGCUAACAUAAGUUUUAAGGAGUUCAUCCAGAGGUACAAAAAAGAGAAGCUGGUAUUUAAUGAUGAAGUGCCUUUUUUCCUUGGGGACAACGUGCUAAUGCCAUUACCUUUGUUGUGUGAAUCUGUGAUCAGCAACCUUUCAAAUCAUGUUUUGUUCAUUGCUGGUGAAGAUCGGCAGACCCCUAUUGUACAGAGAAGUGUGGACACUAUGCGUUGUGUGUAUGAUGGAAAACAGGACAUCACUUUAGUCAGUCAGCUGGACUUUGGUAACAAGAUGCCCACUGAGUAUGGAUCAGUAGACGUGAGUGAGGUAGACUAUGUCAAGUACCCAACCCUCAGAGAGUUGGAGUAUCACAAGGCAUCCCUCACUGCUGGAGACUGUAUCUUCAUCCCAACCAAGUGGUACUGGCAGGUGAACUCGCAGGAUAGCAGCAAGUCUGUGGACAUCCUUUGGUACCACAAGGUGAAGCACGUUGAGACAACAGAGUGUAUGGCUCUUGCACUGGAACCCAGCAUAGCCAAAGUUCACUUUGCAGAUCAGACAUCAUGGACUGCUGCUAGAAAGGAUAUAGCACUUCACUAUUUCUCCUCCUAUCUGGUGAUCAACAGCAGCCUCACAUAUGGGUCAUUUGCAGCAGCAGUAAUCAAAGAUAGGAAACUUUUCAAAGACAUGACAAAUUGGACUGAUGAAUAUGAUGAAAUAACACAUCAGCUGUUUCAUCUGCUGGACAUCAACAAGGACAAGAAAUUUAGUCUUGAUGAUUUGGAGACAUUAACACCUAAGCAUAUGGAUGAUUUGCGUGGUCACCUGGAGGACCAGAUAGCAGACUACGAGGAUGUAAUGAAGGACCAGCAGCUGGAGCUUCAGGAAGACCAGGCUGCAGCAACACAGGCUGCCAAAGACCAAAUCACAGCACCGCUGUCCCCAGAUAGUGUACCAAUUAUAAAGCCGGGGCAGGACCCAAAAGAGGCAGUGGAGAACUACAUCAACAACUACCUGAAGGUGCUGGAGGAAGUCAUCCAGGAAAGUAUGUCCGAGCUGUCUGUCACAGGCAAAGUCCCCGACUUCAAGAAGAAGUUAGAGACUCGACAGGCACAAAUAGAUGGAUCUCAACCAUUUGUCCCCAAAGAGAGCAUGCCCACCCAAGAUGAUCACAAGACAGCUCGAGAAGAAGCUAAGGCAAAAAUAAAAGCACAACAGGAAAAGAAAAAAUCUUCUGAUGGAGAAGAUGGAGCUUCUGAAUUUUCUGACACUGAGACCUACCCUGUGGUGGAUGACUCAGUUGUUGAGGAGAUACAGGCAGAUGAUGAUGAGGAAGUCCAGGAGAAACCCAAGCCUGAUUCUAAACCAAAGCCAGGAAAACCAAGUUCAGAAAGACAAUCUAAAUCUCAGGGUGGUAAAUCGGAAAAGGACAAGAAGAGCACUGAUUCAAAAAAGACCAAGACUAAAGAAGGAAAGAAGGAUAAGGCUAGAAAGAAGGGAAAGAAAGAUGAGCUUUAGAGGAAUGUCAAACUUUUAGGUAGAGAAGGGUAUCAUUUACAUCUCAUAGAUGGGUAGUACCAUGUAUGGUUUGACUGAUUUUCAUGGUUUGAUUAUGAAGCAAAAACUAAAAAGCUAAUCAUCUUCACACAUAUAAUAUUAAACUUCAGUAUCUUCCUUCUACUUUAGAUGCAUGUCUUUCUUUAAUUGAAGUUGUAUGAUAUGGAGAGGAAAUAAUAACAAUGUUAUGAUUGUUUUUUUAGUAGUAUUUUUUUCCUGCAAGAGGGAAAUGAAAUCCUGAAAAAGAAACUGAACCUUAUAAAAGCUAACAGUUCAUUGUUGUGUUGGAACUGCUCUAUUUCACUGCAUAUAUAUGAUUUUGACAAAACAUAUUACUGCUGUGUUAAUUUAAACGAGACUAGGCUCUGGAAAUUGGCAGUCACAGCAGCCUUGAUUCAAGUCGUUCCAACACCACUUUGGUUAUCUGCUAACACCAGUGUCAUAAUGUAUGUCAAACUAGCAGUUAAUUAGUAUCUCUUUUACACAGAGAUUACAUCUAAGAUUCACACAAGACACUUGUUACAAUGUCUAGGCCUAGAUGGGGCUACUAAGCUUGGGAUAGUUGUUAGUCCUAGCAAGUUUGAUUGAAGUGUUUCUGACAACUGCUAUGUAUGCCGUGUUAGUUUUGUAUAUAGAUCAAUAUGACUGUAAACUUUACUGUAAUUGCACUAAGACAUGUCUGAUGUAGCACAAACUACUUCAAAACCUAGAAAGGAAAUAGGCACCAGAGUACGGAGCAUAGUCUACCAUUGAAGUCGUCAUUAUUGGUGCAUUGUAAUUUCCCAAGUUCCAAUAGUCUCAUUUAUCUAAUGUGCAUAUAAUCAAGAACUUCAUGCAGGAUUAUCCUGCACUAUCACUCAUCAUACACUUGCUUAAUCAUACACCAGGAAUCAGUGCUAUGGAGUUAUAUUUGGUCCUAAAUAAAAAGUUUCAAAUAUA